AUGUCCUUUUUGCGUCGUGCUUUUAUCAUCAUCAUCAUCUCUCUUCUUUCGAUUGAGCUCACUCUUUCUAAUAAAGUAUCGGAAAAUGAGGAUAAGGUCAGAGAAAAACUGGAAAUCUUGCCAACUUUCAAUCAGGGCAUGAAAAGCCAACUCUACGACCCGCGCAAUAAACGCCUUAUGGCGAAAGUGCACUCCGCUCAUGUCAUUUACACAAAGCAGGAAGUCCGUGUAAGGAUUCAGUAUGAAGUACAUCUCACUGAAUUCUACACGGAUUGCUACCUCAACGGUUCGGAAGCUCUGGCUCGCUUCUCCACGUACAACUUGCAGAUCAGAAGACGAUCGGGAGAAUACGAGGCGGAUAUCCACAUUAAGCGGUUACGUGAAUUUGGCAUUGUUAUGCUUUCCUUCCAGUUAAGCUCAAGGUCCCUAACGGAUGAACUCAUGGUGCAGUAUCCGGUUAACUUGCAGGACCGCGAUAACAGGGCUGUCACUGAGCAUUGUCCCAGCCUAUUUUUCAUCUAUCCAAAGAUAAAUACCCUGCUCAUUCACUUGUGGAUUGAUGACUAUACGCCAAUGGGCAUAAAUUGGGAACAAAUAGUGAUGAUGAAGCGUAUACACGUAAGAGCAACAGGCGUCUCACUGAUUCACCUGCCCCUCUUCGUGAUUACCCGCACGCCCUUCACGGUGAAGUUUCUCACCUUGUGGUCCUACCAGAAUAUCGUUGCCUUCUUCAGUGCGAAUGGUUUCCUCCGUCUGGAGAGCUCAACUGUAAGUUCAAUGACAGCAACUUCUCCCGAAUCAGUACUCGAAACUUUUGAUCGACGAUGCAAGUCGAGUUAUAGGAAAAGUUCUCAACAAAUAGGCUUCAGAAAAGCCAUCUGAGCGCUACCAAUGACUUUCGGUUUAUUCUGCCAUUGACGAAAUCUGUCUAGAAUAAUUUCGGUUCUUAUUACUAAUUUUAAUGUUACUUAGCAUAGCCUAAACGAUCGCCAGUUGUCUCAGCGUUGCCUAAGUGGCCGACAAAGCUAAGUACUCUGUCCAUGUGGUCCGCACACAGCCUAGUCUCCAUCAUGUUUACUAGGCUACAGUGAGGACUACGCAGACCUCACGUCAGUCAGAAUGACACAUUUCAAGGAGAGAGUUGUCCCCUCAAAGUGCUUGUAUACACACCAUUGUCAGCAGUUAAUUAGAUGGGUCUUUAGUGGCAACCCCCAGCCUCCCGCAUGGACAGAAUUUACGCGUUUUGAUCCUGCUUCAAGUGGAGGACGUCUGUUACUAAUAAUCUAUGGAAGUAUAUUUCCUACGAGUCACUUACUUCAUAAACAGAUUUGCUGAAAUCUCCGGACGUUAGAUGCUCGCACGUGUGGGCCACCUUUGAAGGCAUUCAUAAUGACUUCUCACCUGCCUAACAUGUUCACAGUAGGAACCAACUUACACCUCCUCUCCUCAUGUCUUUCCUAGAUGAGCACUGUUGGAGCACAAGAAAGUGGUGGAUACACUAUUCGCUGGUUCAUCCCCGAGAAUCAACACAUUAUUGACGAGUUCUGUGAAGAUCAGUUGCCGAGACUGCCCGUGCGUGCUGGGGCGCCUCUCUUCUUCUAUGUUGACCCGGAACAACAGGAUCGUUGGUCAUUUGACCUGGAGAAGCUGAGCCGUCUAGUUAGUAAGCGGAAGUCAUUGAGCCUCCACGUGGCCUGCGUCAUGGAUGAUGUGUUUCAGGAUCUGCCUAAGAAGAAGAAUUUUGUGGUUGUUGUGAAGAAGAAGAUGUUCUACUCCGAGGGUGAUGACCUUGGUUUUCUGAGCUACGUCUACAAGGUCAACCUAACCUCGCCCACUCUGAAGAACUUUGACUGCAUCACUACGACGACAACCAAAAAUGUCCCCUACAUACCUCUCGCAAGGAUUGACGAGGCUGGCGUCUAUCCGCCCAUUGCAGGCACCCCCUUGGCUACUCGACUGGUCCUCACUCUAACAUUCGCCUGCACCAAACUCGAUCGGCAGGUUAGAAUAGACGAAGUCUACUUGAAGGGUCCUCAGCCGGCUGCUACGAGAACUGACAUACAGGUGGGUAAGGGAGAGAUGUGGUCCGUUUGUAAGGUGCCCAGGAAGAACUUUGAGUUCAUUCUGCCUGGCUGGAAAAAGGACGACAUAUACACCAUCACCGCUUCGCUCUCUUCAGGCAGCAUUAUGAUGAAGAAGGCUGUCAUUCUGGGACCCUACGACCAACUGACUGUCAAGCCGACCGUCGCUUUUGCAGACCAGACUGUCGAAAUUAUGUGCUUCCAGGACCUGUUGAAGAAGCUCAGCGCUCCCAAUAAACGCUUUGCCACAAUGUUCGCUCCCAGUGCCGUUGAGUACCUCCUCCUAGAGGGCCUCAACCAGACAGACUACAUAACCCUCCUAAGUUUCACGCCUAAGGAGAGGUACGUCCUGAAGACUGCGAACAUAGACUCCUCAGUGGUGAUUGUUAACGUUAAUGACACCAACAGCGCUUACAUUCACCUGCAUGCUCUCGCUCGACAUCUGACCAAAUUCUCGGGCUUUCGUUGUCGCCUGAAAAUGAAGAACGUGUUUAAUCAGGAGUACAGUGUGAUAAAUCGUGAACCCGUCUGUUUUGCUUUACGUCCGUCACGCAUCCGAAUUGCCAUCCAGGACGUCUUCUUGCCAAAGGUGUCCAAUGAGGUGGUUAAUGACAUCACUCGCGUGCAGAAACACCAAUUGUCUUGUGUGCGACCGGGUCAAGAUCUAGAAAUUUCCUGUAUGCAGAGCUCUGUCCUUGUUGAUUGCGCGCAUUGUCCGAGAAUGGAAGCGCAUUUUGAUGUUGCCAUCUCAGUGUUGGCUGACUUGGUCCAAAUCAACACUACUCGAGAAUUUGAACCCAUAAUUGACAACAGCGGCAGGGCCAAUGUGCUACUGAAGAAGGUGACAACGCAUUGGCACAGAGCUCUAAUCGUCUGCAGGCAGACUCUCUACACCAAACGCACGACUCUGGAAGAGAAGAAGAGCGUCGUUAACGUCCAAUUCUCAGCCACAGCGAGACUGUGUAUUAGUAGACUGAGCUUCACCUUCUACACGCUGCAUGACGGUUUCAGUUGGGAAAAGGGUCUGUUGACAACAGUGGAGCGGGCGAAGAGGUUGGCGAAGUCGGAAGAACUAAGAACGGAUAAAAUGCACGAUUUACUGGAACUGUCCGCUAUCCUCUGCGUGGUUAAUAACAACUUCAGCGUGUAUGACACGAAGAUGUAUGUUCAGUCCGGUGUCGAGAACUUCAAUGCCUCUUUAUUUGGAAUGGAAAAUGCCAGUCUGUUGGUUUUGCCCAAAUUCACUCCAGAUCUGCUGCAUCAACCCAUCAAAGUAACCUGUGGGACCACUCGCACUUUCUCCCGCAUACCUGCUCUAUCCGAGGUUGGUCAACCGUGCUUACGAUGUGAAUGAUUAACAAUUUCCCAGGUCAUAUGAAAAGUCGGAUCAGCAGUCCACAAUUGCAAUGUUGCAAUUGAUGAUGUCCAGCGGGUGCCUCACGUAGUCAGAUCGGCACCGUAGCAUGAAUCUGUUUCGUAAUGAUAGCAGACUUAGGUGACAUAUACGACAUUCUCUCCUCUCAAGCCAUAUUGCCCCAAUGGCUGGGCAGUGCCAAGACGAUUUCAGGUGUGCGUGACUAACAACCAAGGGAAUGUUAUUGCCGACAAUGCCAAGGGAGACUGGAAUGGCCAUUUCUGGCUUAUUAGCCAUCGUCAGACAGUCAUAGCCGACCCCGAAGCGUUGAACACCUGGGGCUUGAACUCGCGACCUGUUAGUUAGAAGUCCAACACUUCUAACCACAGGGCCGGCCACGGGCGUUGGACUUCUAACUAACAGUUCACGAGUUCGAGCCCUCGGUGUUCCACACUUCUGGGUCGGCUACGACUGGCUGCAAUGGCUAAUAAGCCAGAAAUGGCCAUUCUAGUCUCCCUUGUCUUUGUCGGCAAUGACAUUCCGCCCAUAUCAUGCGCCGCUGUGCGGCUGCCGGUUGGGCUCGAGAGCGAGCCGUAAGGCACGACGGAACGAGUGAGUUCCGUAAGAACGAUCGAUGAGCGCCCCUCUGCCAAAAACGGGAAUAUUUUGUCAAGAUUCGGAUACUGCAACAACGUCCUAGAUGUUUAGCGCUUUGUAAAAUCCUUGAGAUCCCCGUUCUAUUCGGCGAUUUAAACUGGCUCAGAGAAUUACAAUGCAUAGUGCAAAGAAGCCAUAGCUCGAAGUAUACACUCUGAGCUAUAAGAAGUCAUCUGAAAAGGCAAUUAGAACAGUAGGGUGACGCUAGCGUGCAACAUAGAAGAGUAGGGAUUAGGUGAGUCCACUUAGCGUAACCUCGCGAUCUGGCUUGCACAACUCGGUUGUUUGUCACUCACUCACAUGAACGUUCCUUCAAGAUAGUUGGAGUCCUCCACGACCUUGAGACGACAAUCGUUAAAUGAUUGUCGUCCUAUGGUCAAUGAUGUAGCGCAUGCUCCUGGGACGAUGUUGAGGACAAAUAGCCGGCGUCUAGAUGCAAGUUCGGGAUAUUUGGAAGUCUGUGAAUUCUCACGAGAACGCAUUCUUAGUUGUAAGUGAAUACGACCGACGUCAAGAUCCUCACUCAAAGUGUAACGGCUGUGAACGGUGGUCAUUGGCAAGCUCACAACACAAGAAAUGUAGUGGAGAUUUUGGCCACGGCAAACACUAUGGAGGUUUAACGUCUUACACUAUACUCCUAAGCAAGUAGUAGUUAUGGCCGCUGAUCGUAGGGCAAUAAAGAGUCAUCGGUGACUCCCAGCCACAGAGGAAUGUUAAUGCAUCCAUGUCCGACUCGAAAAGAUGACUGAUUGAUCCUCGGUGUUACACCACGCAGAACAUCGUGAAGUCGUCUGAGAAUGACCAUUUAGUAGACCCAUGCAACGACUCUGAUAAGACUUGUUUCACUGUAGAUUUCGAGUCCUGUUUUCCUUUCCCUGUCCUGAUGAGCCCCACAUUGUCUCCUUAUUUCAUGACUGAUCGUUUACAUCUACCUUCCAUUCACAUAGGAAUGCAUGCAUGUUUGAUUAAGCAGACUAAGUUCGGCUUAACCAUAUCUCUGACUGUUCUAGUCACCCUACUUCCCAUUAUUUGUAGGGCUAAUUCGCACUUGAAAUGUGUUACCUUAUCUAUGCAGUGUCACAAUUUACAAAUGACUGUUUUUCGCUCACAAACCGACACCUACGCGUGGAUCCACUGUCCAUCACAAUAAAUAACUCAUUUGGGAGAAUUAAAAUCAUAAAGAAAACGCCAAGCAUGUUGUCUGCAAUUGCAGGCGAAGUUCUCUCUGCAGUGGAGCUUAAGGCACAAAUUUUAUCGUAAAUAAAAUGAACAUCUAAAAGAAAGUCACCAAAGAAUGUGCCUAAUACGAUGCCCUUUUCAAGCAGUGAUUUCAUACUGCAUUCAGCUGACGGAUGUCUGUGUACUUUGUAUUUUUGCACGUUGGAGACAAGAAAAUACUAAAAGUUUUAUACUACAAACGUAAGGAAAUGCCUUCCUCUUUCUUUUGAGGACAUUUGCACUCUUUCUACUCACCUUUAGGUCCUGUUCUACGACUAUGAAUGAACUAUGCAUGAUAUUUUGUUGAAACGGUUAAUAUUUCACACGUCUCAUUUCUAAAUUAGACAUGUACAGAAGCUAGUCCGUGCGAAAGGUGAUGUUCCAUGUGGCUGAAAUCGAAAAAUGACAAUUUGGUGGUAGUCACUUUUGUGACAAGACAUAGCAUUUUCCAAAUGCAAAAUCGCACUAAACUUCUAAUCUCACUUCAAAAAAUCGAUAGAACUUCUGCUUAAAGAACGCUAACCUGCGUGCUAACAAGCUGAUUCCCACGAUUUGCAUCGCACAAACGAUCAAUUCCCGAGUGCGGCAGGCUCCGUCUAGUGAGACUCUCGAGAUUAAAUUACUCUCCUGUCAAAGAAAAGCACGCUCAGAUGCGUAGUCGAAGUCUAGGACAGGUAGUAGCAUCGGGGAUUGCCUGAAUACAUACGGCAACGUCAAUUUCCGCUCAAAUUCAUGAACAUUUUACUUGAUCAUAUUACGUGGACACAUUGCAUACAGAAGAAAAGGACAUGUCAUUGAAGAGGCUGGACGAGCGAGCAAAAAUGCGUCAUGUUUAAGAUGUCUGACAGUUCCCACAUCAGUUUCUUGAGUGAGAGAGAGGUCACGUUCUUCUGGUGAAAAGGUCUGAACAGGCAGGAUAAGACUGGGAUGUCCAGUACUGGGCAACUAGCCAUCGCCAGCCAGCCAGCCAGCCAGCCCUGUCCAGCACUAGGUUUGAGGAAACACCUGAGGCUCGAACACGCACUCCUUUGACCAAUAGUGCAAUGCUCUAAACUUUCAGCCACGCAAUCUUUUCACCGUGAUUUGGAGCUACAGGUGCCACUGAACCUCACUCUGGGUAAGGCUCGCUGAAGACGAUCGAUAUGCCAGAAAUGACCAUACGAACUCUGGCCUUGUUGCGUUGGUCCAAUAAGUGAACCAGCAUUCUGCUAUCUGACAAGCAUUUGAUGGAAUCCCCGGUCAUGUCAUUUGGGAAACCGGCACAUGUGGGGCGCAAGGUUUUGAAGUUAUGACCUGUGGACUUUUCGUCGUACAUGUUAAAUAUAUCCUUGAUGCGAAGAUCUGGCAUUCUAGGGCCUCUGUCUUUAUGGGCUCGUAAGAAUGACGCGCGUAAUAUGCGAACAAAUAUCUGAUAAACCAAUUCGCCUGCGCACAUUCACAUUCACCGUGAUUUAGUCUCGUCAUUGAAACACAGUCUAUUGGGAGCAUGCCACUAGCUGCUAUUUCCCACCACUUCAUAAUCGACGCACAAAUUCAAGUGCCUCGCACAAUCCUUUGGUUCUUUCAAGACCUUUGGUCCAACUGCACAGGAAGUGGCGUUCAAUGAAAUGCCUCAGUUGUCAGAUAGAUCCCAGAGCCUGACGGAAGGCAACCCACAAAUGACGAUGUGACUUCCAGGUCCGCCAGUAAUCUUUAAUCGAUCUUUCCCUCCUCUGCCUUACUCUAGCCACUACGAUUCGUUGUCGUCCAGCGAACUUUCCAGAAGGGCAGUCAGUAUUCCGAAUUCAUCCUCCUGAUGCAGAUGGUAUGCACCAGUCUGCUGAUUGGCUUCCUCAUCGCCAUCGCUUGUCCCCUCUUCAGCAUGAUCGCCGAUCAGCGGUAUGAGAGGAGGCAGUUGGAGAAGAGACGAGAGAAGCAGAAGGCCAUUGAAAGCCUCCUCAAUUUGAAGCUGGAGGUGGAGAAGGAGGCGGGAGCGGGGACGAAGGCGGAUGCAGAGGCCAAAACGAAGACGACGACGGCGGCGGCAGGAGCAAGAGACGGCGGCGGCGGCGGUGGGACAGGCGAGGCUAGUGCCAGUAUCGGCGAGGGGACGACGCCAAGACGCCCUGUUGAUAGGCGAGUGCGUUCCGCGCGUCAGUCAUUGGCCAUUCUGAACGACCUGAUGCGAGCCCAGGCCAUGAAGAGGGCCAGUCAGUACUCACUGCCUCUGGGUGACAGUUUCUCCCGAGGCCGAUCUGCAGGGACCAGCAGUAAGGACGCGGAUGCAAGCGAAGGACCUGAAACGUCGGAGGCAGGCGGUGGGAAGACGAGAAGGGCAGAGAUGAGGAAACGGACUCAAUCUGCCGCCAGGUCUGCCAGCGACUCUCGUACUCAGACGCACAAGAAAUCUAAGUCUGCCACGCCCCGCGCAACAACUUUGCGUGUUACACGACCCACCCACAGAAGCACGUUCGAUUAG
This is a messenger RNA of Spirometra erinaceieuropaei, 7768 nucleotides long. NCBI's taxonomy places the organism in Eukaryota, Metazoa, Platyhelminthes, Cestoda, Diphyllobothriidea, Diphyllobothriidae. The record is from the annotation of a GenBank genome assembly.